AUGGGGAGCGUCAACGUGAAUCGCAAUCUCACCGACCAGUUCUACCGCUACAAGAUGCCCAAGCUCAUGGCCAAGGUCGAGGGCAAGGGCAACGGCAUCAAGACGGUCAUCGUCAACAUGGUCGAGAUUGCCAAAGCUCUGAACCGUCCUCCAAUGUAUCCAACCAAGUACUUUGGCUGCGUCCUCGGCGCCCAGGUGAACUGCGACGUGAAGAACGAGCGCUACAUAGUCAACGGAUCUCACGACUCGGCGAAGCUGCAGGACCUGCUGGACGGCUUCAUCAAGAAGUACGUGCUGUGCGCCUCCUGCGACAACCCGGAGACGACCAUCUUUGUGCACCAGAAGAAGGGCACCAUCAGCGCGACGUGCAAGGCCUGCGGCUACACUGGCAACAUCAGUCUCACGGACAAGCUCUCCACCUACAUUCUCAAGUGUCCGCCGGACAUGAACACCGGCCCGGGCGCCUCGGUGAGCAAGAAGCUGAAGAAGAAGGACAAGAAGGACGCCAACGGCCGCUCCAGCCCGCACGACUCGGACGAAUUCAACGACACCGGCCUGGGCGAGAACGGCGACGACGACGAUGACGGUGACUGGUGCGAGAAUCCGCAGGAGAUUGAGGAGCUCACCGGUGGUGCCAAGAAGCUGACGUUGAACGCCGAUCUGGAGAAGUCGGUUGACGAUCGCAUGCAGAUGUUCUACGACUACAGUAGUAAACGACUGACUGCGGAGACGAUUGACGUUGCAGUGCAGAAGGAGAUUGUCUCCGAGGCUGAGCGACUGGAUGUGAAAGACAAGGCAGUGCUUGUUCUCUGCGAGCUGCUCUUUAAGGAUCCGCUCAAGCUGCAAAAUGUCAUCAAGGCCAAUCGAACUCUGUUUCUGCGCUUUACUGCGGAGAACACCAAGGCCCAGAAGUACCUGAUUCGCGGCCUCGAGCUGACCAUCAAGCUGUUCCCCAAUGAGCUGCUGCCUCGCGUUGCGCCCAUCCUCAAGAUUUUCUACGACCUGGACAUUCUCGACGAGAAGGUCAUCAUUGACUGGUCCUCAAAGAAAAAGUCCGCCGUGAAGCAGCUGGCCAGUCAGAUCCACGAGCGCGCCCUGCCCUUUGUGAAGUGGCUGAAGGAGGCGGAAGAGGAGGACUCGGACGACAGCGAGGGCGACGAGGAGGACGAGGACGACGACGUGGAGGUGGUCUACGACGAGCGCAGUCGCCCCGACAAGAUCAUGGAGGUGAAGGAAGAGCCGAAGGUGUCGCCGAAGAAGGCCGUCGUGGACGCCAUCAAGAAGGAGGAUGACAUCGACAUUGAUGCCAUUUAA
Molecule: messenger RNA, 1314 nt
Organism: Rhagoletis zephyria (snowberry fruit fly)
Lineage: Eukaryota; Metazoa; Arthropoda; Insecta; Diptera; Tephritidae
Source: RefSeq, a predicted model, not a curated record